Molecule: messenger RNA, 3706 nt
Organism: Epinephelus fuscoguttatus (brown-marbled grouper)
Lineage: Eukaryota; Metazoa; Chordata; Actinopteri; Perciformes; Serranidae
Gene: sec14l7
Product: SEC14-like lipid binding 7
Exons: 13
Coding region: 246-1298 (350 amino acids)
Cellular component (GO): cytoplasm
Source: RefSeq, a predicted model, not a curated record
GUCAGAGCGACACAGCAGCAGCAGACAUGAGCGGACGAGUGGGAGACCUGAGCCCAAAACAGGCUGAGAUAUUAACUGAGUGAUCUUACUCUCUGCUCCUCUGUGGUGCGUUCACUGCACUUAGAUACACUUCUGAGUUUCGGGGGAGGAUCCAGGACAUCCUCCCCAACCUGCCUGCACAGCACGACCACUACCUCCUCCGCUGGCUCCGAGCUCGCAGCUUCAACGUUCAGAAAGCUGAAACUAUGAUCAGAAAGCAUCUGGAGUUCAGGAAGAAGAUGAACAUUGACUCCAUCAUAUCUGACUGGAAACCUCCAGAGGUGAUUGACAAGUACGUGUCUGGAGGGAUGUGUGGAUACGACAGGGAGGGCAGUCCCAUCUGGUAUGAUGUCAUCGGCCCUCUGGACCCUAAAGGUCUGUUGCUAUCGGCGACCAAACAAGACUUCAUGAAGACGAAGAUCAGACACACUGAGAUGCUGCAGAGGGAGUGUCAGAGGCAGUCGGAGAAGUUGGGGCAGAACGUUGAAGCGAUCACUCUGAUCUACGACUGUGAAGGACUCGGACUGAAACACAUCUGGAAGCCUGCCAUAGAGACGUACGGAGAGAUCCUCACCAUGUUUGAAGACAACUAUCCAGAGGGCCUGAAGAGGGUGUUUCUGAUCAAAGCUCCGAGAAUGUUUCCCAUGGCCUACAACCUCAUCAAACACUUCCUGUGUGAGGAGACGCGACGGAAGAUCAUCGUUUUAGGAAGUAACUGGCAGGAAGUGUUACGUAAACACAUCGACCCCGAGCAGCUUCCUGUGGUGUACGGAGGAACCCUGACUGAUCCUGAUGGAGACCCUCGCUGCAGAACCAUGAUAAAGUACGGCGGCACAGUUCCCAAGUCGUACUACGUUCAGGACUCGGUGAAGGUUCAGUACGACAGCAGCGUGACCAUCAGCCGAGGCUCCGUCCUCCAGCUAGAAUAUGAUGUCACAGCAGCCAGCAGCCUCCUGAGGUGGCAGUUUGCCAGCGACGGAGCGGACAUCGGGUUCGGAGUGUACAGACGGACCAAAGAGGGCGUCGGACAGAAAGUGGCUGAGAUGCUACAGGUUCUGCCCAGCGAACGCUACAAUGCACACCUGGUCCCUGAAGACAGCGGCCUCACCUGCUCUGAGCCUGGAGUCUACGUGCUGUGUUUCGAUAACAGCUACAGCAUCCUGCAGUCCAAGAGGGUGAGCUACAAAGUCGAGGUUCUUCCUCCGCCGGACGGACAGAUGCAGAGUCCAUGCAGCCGAGGAGACGGCAGGCUGCAGUGAGCGGGAACACAGAGUUCACUGAGUAUCACCAGUCACUGACAGCAAAAUCAAUACACUUGCAUCAGAGCAAAAAACAACUGUGGACUUCCUGUCAACACCUCUGUUUGUCCCACUGUACGCAUCAUGUAUGUGUUAGUUUAUAAUCAGUAAUUAUCCCUCGAUAACUUGAUUAUAGAGCAGUCUUUUACAAUGCAGCUGAUAACCACAUGUGCCCUACCUGCAGACACAGGCUGAUGAACGUAGUGAAGCAUUUAGCAUCUAAAUGUUUCCAUCAAAAGUUCCUGUAUUGUUGUUGUAACAAGAUCGACUACAGCUGCUUUAAAUACAAAUUAUUAGCCGCAGCACCGGCGAUAGCUGUGGACGAAGGCAUUAUGUUUUCAGGUUGUCCAUCUGUCCGUCCAUCCUUGUGAUACCUCAAGGAACGGCUCAAGGGAAUUUCUUCAAAUUUCCCACAAAUGUCCACUUGGACUCAGCGAUGAACUGAUACGUUUUUGGUGGUCAUAGGUGAAAGAUCAAGGUCACUGUGACCUUGUCUGUCUCAUUUCUCCAAAACACCUCAAGGAAAUUUCAUUGAAAAUUUGACACGAAUGUCCACUUUGACUGAAAAAUAAACUGAUGAGAAUUAGGUGGUCAAAGGUAAAAGGUCAAGGUCACUGUGACCUUCCUUUCUCAUUCUUGUGCAAAAAGUAUCUCAUGAACUCCUAAUGGGAAUUUCUUCAAAUUUGGAACAAAUGUUCACUUGGACUCUAUGAACAGGUUAGAGUUGAUGGUCAAAGGUCAAGGUUACUGUGACCUUGCAUCUGUCUCAUUCUUGUGAAUGCGCUAUCUUAAUAACUUGAGGGGAUUUCUUCAAAUUUGGCACAAAUGUUCACUAGGACUCAACUAUAAUUUGAUUGGAUUUCAGUGGUCAAAGGUCAGAGGUCUAGGUCACUGUGACCUUGCUUCUGUCUCAUUCUUGAAAUGCAAUAUCUCAAAAACACCUUGAGGGAAUUUCUUCAAAUUUGGCACAAACGUCCACUCGGACUCACCAAUGAACUGAUCAGACUUUGGUCAUCAAAGGCCAAGGUCCAAGGUCAGCUUGACUGUGACAUCAUCAUGUUUUAACGUCAUAUCUCAGGAACAGAAGGGGAGACAUUUGGUCAGAUACUGAAUUGGUGACUCUAAUCUUGAAACUGUGCUGAUUGUAUAGAUCUUCUGUGUGUGAAGCAUCCAUGUUUUCACUGACAUGGAUGGAGACUGUCAGAGACACUGGACUGGUGGGCGGAGUCAUACAUCCACAGGGUGGACUGGUGGGCGGAGUCACACAACCACAGGGUGGUAAUUGUAGUUUUUACGUGUGUCAACGCAGCCAAGAAACUGACUUUCUUCAGGAGGAAUCUACAGGGAUAAAUUAGGUUGCUGUAAUUUUCAACACUGAAUAUAAACACCUGGUUAUUUGUUUACAGUAUGUUAAAAAAUCAGCUCACUGCAGACGUCUGGUGCUAACUGUCCCCUCUCUGUGCAAAUACGCCUCGGUGCAAAGCAGUCCAAUUCACUGGUCUGUACGUCAUCUACAUCACUGCAGCAAGGUGAGGAGUGAAACCAGGAACGACAACAUUUUCUGCAAGUGUGAAGUUUCUCUUUCGGCACUGAUUUAUUCAGGAGUGACCGAUCAUGUGCUGAUCCUGACACAGACAGUGUUUCCAAACUGAUUUAAGUUUACCGUUUAUUUACAGUUGAUCACAGUUGAAUGAAGAAGUGAACUUAGUUUUGAGAAAUGUGUGAAACUGAUAUUAGAAACAGAAACCUCGACAAGGUGAUCCUCGAUCCUUCGGCCCCUGAAGGUCUGAGGCCCUGGGGUCGUUGUGAAUAGAUAAUUAAUGUGACGUGUUUCUUCAGGACAAUGAAGGUCAUAGAUAUCUUUUUUUUUUUAAAGGAACUUGUUUCACCAGCAUUUCAAACCAGAAUCACUUUAACUGUAUGAACUCAUCAGUUCAUGUUGUUGGAUAAUUGUCAUGUGUUUGUAAUCUAAUGUGAUAAUUAACGACUGUAUCGUCCUGUUUACCCGACUGAACAGCUGAACAAACAAAGAAGGACGACACGCUGAAGACAGAUGGAGCAAAGUUACUGUAUGAGGUCAUUCAUCGAGCUGUCACAUGAUCAUGUGUUUGAUAAUUGUUCGUUUGUUCUGCUCAUGUUGUUUGACUUUAUUAUCAGAGUCUAAAUGAUGUGUUGAAAUGAAGGAUGUUCAUAAUAUUAAUAAAUGUGCGAAGUGUAAUUACAGCCUUGAAAAACAACAUGAGGUCAUAAUGAGGACAGAAUUCACAAAAUAAUGUGAACAAGAUAUUUUUGUAAUUUAAGAAGAAUCUUCAGUUACACUUUGUUACUUGUAAUAAAAGCAGAAAUUAAAGAGAAACUGUUGGUUUUAA